Messenger RNA from Vicia villosa (hairy vetch), 2233 nucleotides. Its product is annotated as protein trichome birefringence-like 10. Gene Ontology annotation, molecular function: O-acetyltransferase activity. NCBI's taxonomy places the organism in Eukaryota, Viridiplantae, Streptophyta, Magnoliopsida, Fabales, Fabaceae. Gene Ontology annotation, cellular component: Golgi apparatus. The transcript has 4 exons. Bases 564 to 1868 code for a protein of 434 amino acids. The record is from RefSeq and is a predicted model, not a curated record.
GUACAUGCUCAAAUUUUAAAUUUUUUUCAAAUUAGAUUGACAAUCCAUAUAAACUAGUCCAUUUUAAUAGCUCUGAUUAGAAAAACAUGUAUUAAGCCUUAUAUUAACAAGAAGAAGGCGUAACGACAUAAGUGGCAGCUGUGUAAGAUUGGCGUUAAAAUGAAGGCACUGACCCACGCUCCAUAUUUCAGCGCGUGGUCACACGAUCAACUUUCAAAACAACGUGGGCCACGUCUUUUCCCAGUUCCCACCACUCCUUUCCUCAACUUCCAAUGUCAAUACAACUCUUCGGUUUUUAUGAUCACGAUUUUGUAUAUCAUCAUAUAGUAUAAUCUAAUACUAUCAUAUAUAAUAUGAUAUCACAUUAAUGAUAAAAAAAGUGCUUCCUUGCUUGUUCAACACCCAUAUAUAUUUGGCUUAUCAUUGACGAUACUAUUUUACCAAAUUUAUCUAUCAAGCAAAACAUUAUUAAAUCUUGUUGGAUCGCAUGAAAAAAGUGCCAUAUAUUGCUUACAUGCCACCCUUCUUCACAAAAUACUAAAUCAUAUAAUUCUAGAAAUUGAAUGCCUUCUACUAAGAUUAUUUCUCAAAACCAACACGUAGGAGAGAUGGUAGUUUUUGAAGCAUUAAGGAAAGUGAAGCGUUUAAGGUUGUUUGAACCGUCUUUGGUUGUGGUUGGAUUUUUCCUAGUUUUUGUGAUUACUACAUGUUGUUUCUUCUACUUGGAUUUUAGAGAACUUGGUGGAAGAUUUGGUCAAUUGAAGAGGUUUGAACAUGAAGAUGUUAGAGUUGAUUUUCUUGGAGAAAAGGGUGAUGGAUGUGAUUUGUUUGAAGGGAAUUGGGUUUGGGAUGAAAAGUAUCCCUUGUAUGAAUCAAAAGAUUGCAAAUUUCUUGAUUUAGGAUUUCGUUGUUCUGAAAAUGGAAGACCUGAUUUGUUGUACACAAAGUGGAGAUGGCAACCUAAACAUUGUAACUUGCCCAGAUUCAAUGCAACAAUGAUGUUGGAGAAACUAAGAAACAAGCGACUAGUAUUUGCUGGCGACUCAAUUGGAAGAAACCAAUGGGAAUCAUUACUAUGCAUGCUCUCUUCUGAAGUUCCUAAUAAAAAUUCAAUCUAUGAAGUAAAUGGUAAUCCAAUUACAAAGCACAAGGGAUUCUUGGUGUUCAAAUUCAAAGAUUAUAACUGUACAAUAGAAUACUAUAGAGCUCCAUUUCUUGUACUGCAAAGUAGACCUCCAACAGGAGCUUCUAAAGAGAUUAGAACAACCUUAAAAUUGAAUCAAAUGGAUUGGAAUUCUAGAAAAUGGAGUGAUGUUGAUGUUUUGGUUCUUAACACAGGACAUUGGUGGAAUCAUGAGAAAACUAUCAAAGGGGGUUGUUAUUUUCAAGAAGGUGAAGAAGUUAAGAUGGAUAUGAAGGUUGAAGAUGCAUAUAAGAGAUCUAUUAAGACAAUACUAAAUUGGAUACAAGAUUCGAUAAACCCUAACAAGACGCAAGUUUUCUUUCGAACAUAUGCCCCUGUGCAUUUCAGAGGUGGAGAUUGGAAGAAAGAUGGAAAUUGUCAUUUGGAAACACUACCAGAAAUUGGAUCAUCAUUGGUGCCUAAGGAUAAUUGGUCACAGUUCAAAAUUGCAAAUUCUGCAAUAUUAGAAUACACAAACACUUCUCAAGUUAUGAAAUUGAAGAUAUUGAAUGUAACAAGGAUGACAGCUCAGAGAAAAGAUGGACAUUCAUCCAAAUAUUAUUUGGGUCCUAAUGAAAAUCCACAUCGACAAGAUUGUAGCCAUUGGUGUCUUCCUGGUGUACCUGAUACAUGGAAUGAAUUACUUUAUGCGUUUUUUCUUAAAUAUGAAACUUCUCAUAAAUGAAAUUUGCAUCAUACUACACGGAGAAUGUAAUGUUUCUGGUAGAAACAAAGUUUUUUUUGCCAUUGUGAUUAUUAAUAUUGAUUUAGAUAAGAAGAAAAGAACACUGGUGGUAGAAACACAGUUUUUUUUGCCAUUGUGAUUAUUAAUAUUGAUUUAGAUAAGAAGAAAAGAACACUGGUGGUAGAAACACAGUUUUUUUUGCCAUUGUAAUUAUUAAUAUUAAUUUAGAUAAGAAGAAAAGAACACUGGUGGUAGAAACACAAUUUUUUUUGCCAUUGUAAUUAUUAAUAUUGAUUUAGAUAAGAAGAACAUUAAUGUAACUAUCCAAGUUGUUGUUAUUGGUUUAAUUGUGAAAUGAGAGAAAA